This is a messenger RNA of Panicum virgatum (switchgrass), 1301 nucleotides long. RefSeq lists its product as uncharacterized. NCBI's taxonomy places the organism in Eukaryota, Viridiplantae, Streptophyta, Magnoliopsida, Poales, Poaceae. The transcript has 4 exons. The coding region runs from base 125 to 934 and encodes 269 amino acids. The record is from RefSeq and is a predicted model, not a curated record.
UGAGUCGCGGCGCCGACGCUAGUACAGGCGUUUCGGCUGUUGCUGCCGCGCGUGCGCGUCCGCCGACGACUCCCCCACCCCAUCCGCCGCCGCCGCCGCAAUCCGAAUCCCGCAGGGGAAGGAAAUGCAGCGCGUCGUCGUCAUGCGCCACGGCGAUCGCCUCGACCAGGCCGAGCCCAUCUGGCUCGCCAACAAGCCGCGCCCCUGGGACCCGCCGCUCACCGACGCCGGCCUCCUCCGCGCCUGGACCGUCGGCAAGCGCAUCAGGGCCGCGGCCGCCGCCGACGGGUGGGCCGUCCACCGGGUCCUCGUCUCCCCGUUCCUGCGAUGCCGGCAGACCGCCGCGCGGGCAGUCGCCGCGCUAUGCGCCGUCCCCGACGACGCCGCGCUGCUCGCCAUCGAGGACGCGGCCAAUGUGCCCCUCGACACCUCACGCCUCAAGGUGUCUAUUGAGUAUGGAUUGUCUGAGAUGAUGAAUACUCAAGCAAUGGGCGGUAUUGUUGGCAAGGUGGCUCCCGGCGUCAGCAAGUGGUUUCCCGACUUGCCAGAGCUUGAGGCCAUCUUCCCGGCCGGAACCAUUGACCACUCUGCAGAGCCAAUCUACCCGGGGGUACCAAAAUGGGAAGAGUCCAUCUUGGAGGCAAGAAGCAGAUAUGCAAGCGUCAUCAAGGCUCUGGCUGACAAGUAUCCUCAUGAAAACCUACUCUUAGUGACACACGGUGAGGGUGUCGGGGCAUCUAUCUCCUACUUUGAGAUGGGGUUGGAGAUCUACGAUGUGGAGUACUGCGCCUACUCUGUCCUGGAGAGGCAGGUGUGUAAGAAGCCUGGUGACGAGCAAGGGGGCUUCACCGCGGACAGCUUCAAGGUCCUGACCAGGAGUGGCACCACAGGCAUACAGUAUGCCCCGGUGUCAGAGAGCUGGUUUGUUGGUUGAGCAGGAUUGGAGCUGACAUUCUGUUCCGGGCUUAGUAUGCAUGAUGAUUCUGACCUAGGCUUGUUCCUUCUUGUUCCGUCCAGCAGCAAUUCAGGGAAUAAAUAAUACUUACACACAACGUACUGGUAGGUUUUUGUUAAGUAAUAAGUGGAGCACAUUCAACUGUGAAUACAUAUAUCAUUUCCUUGGCUUGGUGUGGAAUCUAUGGUAGCUCAAAGUGUCCUCUCUUCUAGAUGGAGAGGGAGAGGGAAAGGAGUGGUGCCAUAUCCGAUUGCCCAUGCAUGGCAACCGCUUUUCUUUUUCAUCUUUAGUUUUUUGUGAUGUGAUUGCUCUAUGGCACCGAAGAAAACGAAAUCCUCUGAAUCUU